Molecule: messenger RNA, 1317 nt
Organism: Archocentrus centrarchus (flier cichlid)
Lineage: Eukaryota; Metazoa; Chordata; Actinopteri; Cichliformes; Cichlidae
Product: BTB/POZ domain-containing protein kctd15-like
Exons: 5
Coding region: 308-1120 (270 amino acids)
Biological process (GO): protein homooligomerization
Molecular function (GO): protein binding
Source: RefSeq, a predicted model, not a curated record
AGCCGGAGGGAUGUUUGAUGUUGCUGAAAUACAGGAGCUGUCGGGGGGAGGAGAGCGGCCCACACUGCAGGAUUUCACCUUCCUCCGCGCGGCUGGCAGGGACGGAUCGGGACGCCCUGUAACCUAAUCCUGGCCCCCGGGGGGUCUGGAGGGCCCCGGGCGACACUCCUCUCUCAGCCCUCCUCUUUCUGGAGACGCGGACGGACUCGUUUCUCCUCACACUCACACCAGAGGACGCGCAGCGAAGACCAGCCGGGAUCUAGAGAUCUGAAGCCGUGGGACGGACCUUUCUCUCACGCCGCCCUCCAUGUCCUCUGUGUCGGUCUCCUCUCAGGAGGGGCGGAGCAUGUCCAGGAUGUCUCUGAGUCGCUCACCUGUGUCGCCCAUGACUGCCCAGGGCAUCCCGUCACCCGCCCAGCUCACCAAGGCCAACGCCCCUGUCCACAUCGACGUGGGGGGUCACAUGUACACCAGCAGCCUGGCAACGCUCACCAAGUUCCCCGAGUCCAGGAUCAGCCGGCUGUUCAGCGGCGCCGAGCCCAUCGUGCUGGACAGUCUGAAGCAGCACUACUUCAUCGACAGAGACGGGGACAUCUUCCGCUACAUCCUCAGCUUUCUGCGCACCUGCAAGCUGCUGCUUCCUGAAGACUUCCAGGACUUCCCCCAGCUGUACGAGGAGGCUCGGUACUAUCAGCUGACUCCGAUGGUCCGCGAGCUGGAGCGCUGGCAGGCGGAACGCGAGGCCCAGCGGGUGGCGCCCUGCGAGUGUCUGGUGGUCCGAGUCACGCCCGACUUGGGCGAGAGGAUCGCGCUGAGCGGUGAGAAGGUCCUCAUCGAGGAGAUCUUCCCCGAGACUGGAGACGUCAUGUGCAACUCGGUGAACGCCGGCUGGAACCAGGACCCCACCCACGUCAUCCGCUUCCCUCUUAAUGGGUACCUGAGGCUCAACUCGGUGCAGGUCCUCGAGCGUCUCUUCUUGAAGGGCUUCGGCAUCAAGGCGUCCUGCGGCGGCGGCGUCGACUCGUCCCAGUUCAGCGAGUACGUGCUGUGUCGUGACCUGCGGCACAGCCAGUCCGUCACCAGCACGCCAAUCCGUAUCAAACAGGAGCCUCUGGACUAAAGCGCAGCAGUGACUGUGUCACCUGUGCACACCUGAGCACAGGUGAAGCUGAGGCCUCAGGAGGCGGAGCUCAGCUGUCCUGUAAAUACAGAAAGCUCCAUUUUCUAAGUGAACGUGUAAUUAGAUUUUUUUUAUAAAGUGCUGUUUGUACAUUUAAUGUCUUUGUAGCCCACUCUGUUGUUCUGAUAAAAAGAAGC